AUGGGUUUGUGGUUUGGGAUCGUCGUUUGUGUUAAUCUCUCUCUAGUACUGGCAUUGUUGCCCUGCAUAGUCCUCGGCCGGCCGGCCGGUUUUGAUAACAAAGCAGACAGUGAAUCAUGCGAUUAUAUCAAUGGAGAAUGGGUUUAUGAUGCUUCAUUACCACUUUAUAAUUCAUCAAGUUGUCCUUUUAUCACAACAGCCUUUGAUUGCCAGAAAAAUGGUCGCCCGGACAAAGACUACCUCAAAUAUCAAUGGAAACCUAGCAACUGUGUCCUUCCAAAGUUCAAUGGUGAAGACUUUCUGGAAAGAAAUAGAGGGAAGAAGAUAAUGUUUGUGGGAGACUCCAUAAGUGACAACAUGAUGGUUUCACUCGCAUGUUUGCUUCACUCAGCAGUACCAACCUCUACAUAUACCACAGAUGCUACAUCCAUUCAUUUCCAGGAUUAUGGGGUUUCGAUUUUGUAUACUCAAAGUGGGUUCUUGGUGGAUUUGGUGGAUCAACAAGGAAGCAAAGUUUUAAAGCUGGACUCAAUCAGCACUGGCAAUAAAUGGCAAGGAGUGGACAUGUUGAUCUUCAACACCUAUCAUUGGUGGUUUCACACUGGUCAUCUACAAAAAUGGAACUACUUUGAAGUAGAAGGCAAGCUUCAAAAAGACAUGGAUCGGUUGAAAGCCCUGGGGACUGCAUGGACAACUUGGGCCAACUGGGUUGACACAAAUGUUGAUCCUUCAAAGACCAAAGUUUUUUAUCAAGGUGUUGCUACCACUCAUCAAGAUGCCAGGGAAUGGAAAGAUCCAACUGCUACAGAUUGCAGAGGACAAACCGAACCGAUUAAAGGCUCAAAAUAUCCAGGCAUGAGUAUUCAAGGAGAAGCUGUGAUUAAGAGUAUAAUAAGUAAAAUGACCAAACCUGUGUAUUUCCUAGAUAUCACAUUGUUAACGCAACUAAGAAAAGAUGGACACCCAUCUGUUUACGCUGGCGGUGGGGACGACUGCAGUCACUGGUGCGUUCCAGGAGCUCCGGACGCCUGGAACCAAAUACUAUAUGCAGCUUCACUUGGGAAGUGAUUUGUGCUGCCAUUCAAAGUAAAAAUAAGGCCACUGGAAAAACAUCAUGGUCAUUACACUACAGAGCAAUUACCAUCCAUACACUUUCAUGUGACUCCAAACAUGAUACAUUCAUACUUACACGACAGCAUACGACAGUAUACAACAAAUAUGUCCAGAAAUCAGGCUUCCCUGCUAAAUCCACAUCUUACAACAAUUGAAUCCAGACUCUGACAUGCAUCUAAAAGUUAAGCUAAAUCAUUUCAUAAACACAGUAGACCCAAAUAAGUAGAUCACAUGAGAACUUGUACGCUUUCAGUUCUCAUCGAUCUUUUGGAACCCAGAUGGUUCACAAUCUUACACAACUUCCUCAUAAGUUUCCAUCCAGCUAAGUUGUGGCUACCUUGGUAUUUCAAGUACCACAAGACCAAAAUUUGUCAAAUCUAAGAUAGAGAAACCAAAAACUUGGGCAAGCAAGCAUCUUAAUUUAUAAUGCCCUACGGGCACCUCAGCAAAUUAAGCACCAUGAAUUUUUCAUUCUCGACAUAGAGAAAUUCGAAACACAUCCCCCACAGGUUCUCUAAUAAUAGGGACUUUAUAAACAGCUGGGUACCUUCCACCUUCUCAAAUUCAGAAACCAAAAAAAA
Molecule: messenger RNA, 1694 nt
Organism: Tripterygium wilfordii
Lineage: Eukaryota; Viridiplantae; Streptophyta; Magnoliopsida; Celastrales; Celastraceae
Product: protein trichome birefringence-like 42
Exons: 5
Coding region: 1-1068 (355 amino acids)
Cellular component (GO): Golgi apparatus
Molecular function (GO): O-acetyltransferase activity
Source: RefSeq, a predicted model, not a curated record